This is a messenger RNA of Hemicordylus capensis (graceful crag lizard), 4434 nucleotides long. RefSeq names its product dysbindin domain containing 1 (gene DBNDD1). The transcript is spliced from 4 exons. Lineage: Eukaryota; Metazoa; Chordata; Lepidosauria; Squamata; Cordylidae. Gene Ontology annotation, cellular component: cytoplasm. The record is from RefSeq and is a predicted model, not a curated record. Gene Ontology annotation, biological process: negative regulation of protein kinase activity. The coding region runs from base 241 to 729 and encodes 162 amino acids.
GCCAGCCGGAGCUGCCUGCGGGGCGGGGUCUGGGCUGCUCGUCGCGCCGCUGCCCGCCUGGGCCCGCUCCUCCUCUGCCUCCGCCUCCGCCUCCUGCUCCUCCUCCUCGCCGGCGAUGAGCGGCGGCGGCUGCUGCUGCUGCGGCACUGGGCAGCGCUGCGCCCGGCCAGGCGGCGGCGGCGGCGGCGGCGGCAGCGGGAGUCUCCGCAGCUGCGAGGGCUGCAGCAGCUCGGAGGGCGAAUGGAGGCGCCGGGAGGGGCCGCGCCGCCCCCGGAGCUGAUGAAAGAGGCCCAGACGCCGGAGGAGCGAGCCACCCCCAUCAUCGUCCCCAUACAUGGGCUGGUGGAAGAGUCCCGCAGCCCACCUGCAGAGGAGGCGGGAGGGGUCCCCAUCCCAACAUCAGGGCUGCUGCAGGUUGCAGAGCGCAGGCAGCCCUUGAGUAGCGUCUCUUCCCUUGAGGUGCACUUUGACCUCCUGGACCUAACUGAACUUACAGACAUGUCCGACCAGGAACUGGCAGAAGUCUUUGCUGACUCAGACGAUGAAAACGUCGCCAACGAAUCCCCAGCUGGUCCGCAUCCACACCCGCAUCCGGGCUACCUGCGCUCCCCAUCCUGGACCCGGACAAAAGCCGAGCAGGGCCGGGAGAAGAAGCACCUGAGUGACUCGGAGCUCCAGGCCGGCAAAGUGGACACUUUCCUGAUGACGGUGGAGAAGCCAAAAGAAUGACGGGGGGCGGCCGGCGCCCAACCCCCAGGCCGCCCACGUUGUUCCCUCUUGCACUAACCACAACUUCCAGGCCAUUUGUGACCUUAAGAGACCUUCAUUCCUGCCCGGCCCACUCCCAGAACAGAACCCCGGGACCUUUGCACGUGCUGCCGGAAGUAUGACUCCCUCGGGUCCUUCCUUCCCCUGAGUUACAUUUGCCAACGGAGAACCUCCUCCUUCUCUGUGCCAUUCCCAACAAGGAGGAGAGGCGCUGUCUAGGGCGGGGUGGGGGGGCGGCUGGUUCCCCACCAUCUCCGGGCAGCCCUCCCUCGCCCUCUCCUGCCCCCUCUGAACGAGCAGCAGCGGCCGUGACUGAGCAACCGAGGACAAGCCUAGCCGUGUGCCUUGAGAACGGGGGGGGGGGAAUCCAGGCCAGGGCAAAGAGCCCCGUGAUACCAAAGGAACCGAGGAGGGGCAAACCUGGCACCAGUUCCAGGGAUCUUGCAAGACUCCAGGGAAGCGUCCCCCGGCCCAGAACAGCUCCAGCCCUCACUUCUGAAAAGCACACGACUCUCUUCCUCCCAGUCGCCUUAACUGCUGCCCAGGCUUUGCUCUAAGCACACCGAAUUCUGGCCUGGCAGGGCUUGCUAAUGCCCGGGGGGGGGGCACACCACAACACCACCCCUUUCGUAAGAGGAGCAGCUCUGCUGCCUCGGAGAAUGUGGCAAACCCUGCAGCCAGCGGCAGGGACGAGCAGCCCAGUGCCUGGACGUCUGCUGGCCAAAACGGCUUCCGGAGGGGAGCGGAAAGGGACGGCGGGGCAGCAGAAGCCGGGCAAGAGCAGGGGCCAAGCAGCCCAGCGCCGGGUGCUUCCAAAAUGUCCUCUUGCCAAGCACGAAGGUCCCCACAGGUGGUGUGUGAGCCCCAAAGCUGGCAGAGGCUGGCAUUGUGCAAGUCCUGCAGCAGCAUCAGGGCGCCAGCUGAGAGCUGCAAGAGGGUCAGCCGAGACCCGAGUCUUCCUUGCCACGGGUCCCUCCUCCUGAGCCUCCCCAUCCUUCAGCCCCACUGGCGGAGGAGGCCCUCGCUGCCUCGGGGACUCCACGGCCUCUGGACAUCGACGGGAUCUGCCGCCCGGCGUGCCUCCCCUCGCCUCCCCAGGCCCCGGCUUCGUCUUCUUCUUCGUGGCAACAGAGAGGGAAGGCUUUGGGCGAAGGCUGAGCCCAGCCUCAGGAGCAGGCCGACUCCGAGGGCUGCAUCCCCACCGCCGCCCUUCUCAGACAGGAAAAGGCCCGGGCGCAGCAGGGGGAGCAGAGCUGGCCUCCCCCAGCCCCUCGUUGACAUGGCUGGGUCCUCUUCCGUGGACAAAGGCCGCUCCAGGCAACACACCUCCUCGUGGUCAGCUCACUGCGGCUCCCAUGAUGGGGCACCGGCGGGUCACUAAGCCAGGCUAGAGCAGAAGCUGGGCCCCCGUGGCCCGCUGCUCCCCCAGAGGAGGGACACCUGCCCAACUCCCAACGCCUGCAGAGCCGCCACGCAGCCCUGCCCCACCGGAGGCAACCGUCUGCACAGCCUCCGACGCCGCUUCCGCCUUGGGUGGGGCUGCACGGCGCCUUCGUGGGCUGGGCCUCUCGGCCAGUGCUGGUCCCCAUGCCAGGCUGAUCAGCGGGGACUCCGCCUGCAUCCUCUGCCCUCUCUGGUGACCAACAGGGCCGGUCUUCAGCAGCACAAGGGCACUGGCCCCCUGGAGCGAGGGGGAGACGUUGGAGGCCCACAGCUAGAGAGCCACCCCCCGCUCCCACCCCACGUCCCCCCCCAGCAUCAAAACCGCCACCGCCCUGAGCCCCCUCUCUGCCUGAGGAAUGCUGUCCUUGCAGGCCAGAGUGCACGGGCCAGCAGAAGACGGCUUCCAAGGGCCACCAAGGAGCCCUUGGCAAAAAGGAGGAGGGGACUCGGCGGCUUGUCCAGAGCUUCGCGGCCCAACGGAUGAGCAUCUGCUGAUGGCAGCACAACCUCAGCUGGCAGCCGGCUGAAGCGGAAGCGCUGCUGGUGUGUAUCCCGAUGCCCAGCGCGGAGACGCGAGCCACCCCAGGGGCUCAGCGAGAACAGCAGCUGCUCCCCCAGUUAAUCCUUUGCUUCCCCGGUCACCGUCAGCUGUUUGCAGCGAGGCUUCCAAGCCCAGCACCUUUCCGGCUGAUGGAAUCCUGCGGGUGGCUUGUCACGUGGACACCAGCAGCAGCCCCGGGCCGGCCGAGCCCCUUUGCCAGCUGAAGCCGGACCGGCCAGGCUGGCAGCAGCUGGAAGGAGCAGCCUCUUCUCCUGGAAGAAGCGAGUUGGUGAGGCAGGGUUUGGGUCGCCACCCGCAGAACAAAAGAUUGGUGUCAGGGAGACACCAGCUUGGCACUGCCAAGACCCCGGAGGCCAGGGGGAGAGAGACCAGCCAGCGGUGAUCAGCUGGGCUUCUCUCCCCCUCACCCCUGGGACCGGUCUCCGGCUGGCUGAAGAAAAGAAGCUCCCCGAGGGGGUGCAUCUCCCAGGUGGCGCCCUGCCGGUUGCUGGGUUGGCCAGGUGCGACUGAGCCGUGGGCCUGAGCUCCUUGCCCAAUGCAAAGCACAAUCCCCGGGGCCUCACCUUGUGCGUACGUGGGAGACCCACCAAGGGAGGCAGCUGCUCCCUGGGCUCUGCACUCUGGAGGCUGCCAGCAACGGCCUCAGGGAGAGGUUUUUGGUUUUGUGUUUUUUUGAAGCCACAGAACCAAGUUUCCUAGGAGGAGCAGGAGCAGCAGUUACUAGGGGGAGGCCUCUCCCCUUUUCAAGCACACAGGCCCACCCAGAGGGGCUCCCACGGGGCCUUCUUCACGGCAAGCUGGCGAGACAGGCUCCGAGCCACGGUGAAGAUGGGGAGGGAGCCCAGUGAAGGUCCAACGUGCCAUUCCUGGUUGCACAGGCUGGGAGCCUCUGCUCAAAGCCCGGGCAGUGACUGAGAAGGCAAGCUGCCCACUCAGCGGAGGGCCCGGAGGCCCCUCCAGACACCCGGGGCGCCUUGGCAGUCUUCAUCUGGGCAGCAGGGAGCAGCCCAAGCCUUUCUGCAGGCAGGCACUGAGAAGGGGGCCUGAAGGAACAAGGCCCCGCCCGGAAUCCACUGCUCCCACCAGCCCCUGCUUUGGGCACAGCAACGGAGCUGCACGCGAGGCAGAGCCAAGCAGCCACCCCUCGGCAAGGGAGUUGGCUGGCACAACGGGGUCGUCUCAAAGGGGCAGGGAGGGGCUGGAAGUCGCCUGAUCAUGGCGCGGCACGUUCUUGAAGAGCAGGUCCGCUCCCGGGGGUCUGGGUUCGCCCCCCCCCCCCAAGUCACGGAACCCAUGUGACUUGCCCAACGUCUUAGCCGCUUCUUGCCAACUUCUUGGGCAAGCUCCAAAUGCCAACUUCAAAAUGCCAACUUCUUGGGCAAGCUCAGGACUGAACGCCGCCGUGCUCCACAUCAGAUCAGCACCCCCCCCGUUUUGUCUCUCUCUCUCUCAUACACACACACACACACCCAUGUGUAUUCCAGACGGGGGAGUUUGGGACGUGCACCAUGCAUUUACUCUGUGCCGAUUUGCAGCUGCCUCCAGAUCAGGUGCCAUCAGCUGCCGCCGCUGCUGCUGCAGAACGGACCCAGCAAAAGACGACCUCUGGCCGGAACUCCUGGCUGCUGUAUGGCUGAACCAUUAAAGCCCCAAUGACCCUG